AUGCAUUUCAGAAGUCGCAUUAGCUUUGAUGGCAUUAUGACAGGAAGUGAACGCAUUCCUCUUGAAGGCCAGCAGUGCUCCACUGGUAUCAUCCAAAUGAGGAACUUUUGGGUCUCAAUGACGCGGGUCAACCGAUCGAUACAGCCAAAACGGCCACUGGGCCGUCCAAGGAGUCAAGUAAGCCAACCGUAUCGCUUAAGUGUGAAUAGAUUUGCCUGUUCAGACAUGAAAAAUCAGAUGCGUCGAGCAUGCGCUGGCGGAGUAAUGCUCGCCCCUUAUGUCAGAUGUCCGGAUUUCAAACCCUGGCACGGCUUGGGAUAUCCACCGCUAAUUAACUCUAAUAGAAGAGAAACUCAAGCCCAAUGCUCCCCUUAG
This is a messenger RNA of Opisthorchis viverrini, 375 nucleotides long. RefSeq lists its product as hypothetical. The transcript has 2 exons. The record is from RefSeq and is a predicted model, not a curated record. Lineage: Eukaryota; Metazoa; Platyhelminthes; Trematoda; Opisthorchiida; Opisthorchiidae. Bases 1 to 375 code for a protein of 124 amino acids.